ACUCCGCUGUGCAGAAGCCCUGGUCAGAAUUCCUACAAGAGUCCAGUCUGAUCAUGGCCAAGUUGAAUUACGUGGAAGGAGAUUAUAAAGAAGCGCUCAACAUUUAUGCCCGGGUGGGCCUCGACGACCUGCCGCUGACAGCCGCGGCCCCGUACAGGCUGCGGAUGAUCGCCGAAGCCUUCGCCACCAAAGGACUUUGUUUAGAGAAGUUGCCUAUUUCUUCUUCUACCAGUAAUCUCCAUGUGGACCGGGAACAGGAUGUCAUCACUUGUUACGAGAAAGCAGGGGACAUUGCUCUCCUAUACCUCCAAGAGAUAGAACGGGUAAUACUUACUAAUAUUCAAAACAGAAGUCCUAAGCCUGGCCCUGCUCCCCACGAUCAAGAACUAGGUUUUUUCCUAGAAACAGGACUUCAGAGAGCCCAUGUCCUCUAUUUCAAAAAUGGGAACUUAACAAGAGGAGUCGGGAGAUUCAGAGAGAUCCUCAGAGCCGUAGAAACGAGAACCACUCAAAACCUGCGGAUGACCAUAGCCAGGCAGCUGGCUGAGAUCCUGCUGCGGGGGAUGUGUGAGCAGAGCUACUGGAACCCGCUGGAGCAGCCGCCCUGCCAGUCGCCCCUGGACGACCCUCUCCGGAAAGGCACCGACACCAGAACCUACACCCUCACUCGGAGAGCCCGCGUCUACUCGGGAGAGAACAUAUUUUGUCCACAAGAAAAUACUGAAGAAGCCCUGUUGUUAUUGCUGAUUAGUGAAUCGAUGGCCAACCGGGAUGCUGUGCUGAGCAGGAUACCGGAGCACAAGAGCGACCGCCUCAUCAGCUUGCAGAGCGCAUCGGUCGUCUACGACUUGCUGACCAUCGCUCUGGGGAGAAGAGGCCAGUACGAGAUGCUGUCGGAGUGCUUAGAAAGAGCCAUGAAGUUUGCCUUCGAGGAGUUCCACCUCUGGUACCAGUUCGCCCUGUCACUCAUGGCAGCCGGGAAAUCGGCCCGUGCUGUGAAGGUGCUGAAAGAGUGCAUCCGCCUGAGGCCCGAUGACGCCACCAUCCCACUCCUGGCCGCCAAGCUGUGCAUGGGCUCCCUGCACUGGUUGGAAGAAGCUGAGAAGUUCGCCAAAACUGUGGUUGACGCAGGAGAGAAAACGUCUGAGUUCAAGGCCAAAGGCUACUUAGCUCUGGGGCUCACAUACAGUCUGCAGGCCACGGACGCUUCUUUGCGAGGGAUGCAGGAGGUCCUACAGAGAAAGGCGCUUCUUGCAUUUCAGAGGGCUCACAGCCUCUCACCAACAGAUCACCAAGCCGCGUUCUACCUGGCUCUUCAGCUGGCCAUCUCCAGACAGAUACCAGAGGCUCUGGGGUAUGUCCGCCAAGCUCUUCAGCUUCAAGGCGACGACGCCAACUCCCUGCACCUGCUCGCCCUCUUGCUGUCUGCACAGAAGCAUUACCACGAUGCUCUCAACAUCAUCGACAUGGCCCUGAGCGAAUACCCAGAAAAUUUUAUACUACUGUUUUCCAAAGUGAAGUUGGAGUCGCUCUGCAGGGGCCCGGAUGAGGCUCUCCUGACCUGUAAGCACAUGUUACAAAUAUGGAAAUCCUGCUACAACCUAACAAAUCCCAGUGAUUCUGGACGUGGGAGCAGCCUCCUAGACAGAACUAUUGCUGACAGACGACAGCUUAAUACAAUUACUCUGCCAGACUUCAGCGAUCCUGAGACAGGCUCUGUCCACGCCACAUCAGUCGCAGCCUCACGAGUGGAGCAGGCGCUGUCGGAAGUGGCCUCGUCCCUGCAGAGCAGCGCCCCCAAGCAGGGCCCGCUGCACCCCUGGAUGACGCUGGCGCAGAUCUGGCUCCACGCAGCCGAGGUCUACGUUGGCAUUGGGAAGCCGGCCGAGGCCUCUGCCUGUACCCAAGAAGCUGCCAGCCUCUUCCCCAUGUCCCACAAUGUCCUGUACAUGCGUGGCCAGGUUGCCGAGCUGCAGGGAAACCUCGAUGAAGCCCGGCGGUGGUAUGAAGAAGCCUUAUCCAUCAGCCCCACCCAUGUGAAGAGCAUGCAGCGGCUGGCCCUGAUCCUCCAUCAGCUGGGUCGCUACAGCCUGGCGGAGAAGAUCCUCCGGGACGCGGUGCAGGUGAGCUCGACGGCCCACGAGGUCUGGAACGGGCUGGGCGAGGUCCUGCAAGCCCAGGGCAACGACGCGGCAGCCACCGAGUGCUUCCUCACGGCCCUGGAGCUGGAAGCCAGCAGCCCCGCCGUGCCCUUCACCAUCAUUCCCCGCGUGCUCUGAGCCGGCGGCGCCCCAGGGGCCGGGCCGCCGCCCCGAGGCCACGGGCGCCGGGUGACCGCCGCCAACCGACCGACCGACCAACCAACCAACCAAACACCCCCGUCCUCGCUCUCCUGACGUCAUUUCCGCCAACCCAAUGAGUUUCUGAAUCUACCGACGUUGUUCAAAAUGGAUUAUGUGCCAUAUUUUGUUAGUUGACAUCUGAGUUUUAAGUACAAUGAUUAUGGAAUUAAUCAGCAAAUGUAGAAGAUUAUAUUCAAAGUUAAAAUUCAGUGACAGAACAGAUUAUUUUUAUCAGAGCUGUAAAGAAAACUGUUCUCUCCUCCCCAUCACCACCCCUGCCCCAGCCGUGGCCCAGAAACCAAAUGUGAACCUUCGUUUCCCACCUCAGUACUAGUCCAAGCCAGGACACCAGCUGACAGAUUCUUGGUUUUGUUGUCGAUAAUUGUAUCAUGUGAUGAAUUACUGUCCUCACUUAGAACAAAGCCUGAGUCCAAGAAUAUUUAUAUUUUGCCAAUAUAUGCCUGUUACAAGAGAAGGAAAUAUGAGUUAUUUAAGUUUAACUUUUUUAUGUGAAUUCAGAGUUUAUUUAUCGAUGGAAAUAUGUACAAAGAAGCUUCAAAUGGAAUAUUUACCGACAUUCCUUAUACAUGACAGACACUUGGCUAAAUGGGAAGAUGAUGUUAAUAAUAAAAUGAUUUUUA
Condylura cristata (star-nosed mole) is the source of this 2983-nucleotide messenger RNA. It is a transcript of the gene TTC7B, whose product is annotated as tetratricopeptide repeat domain 7B. The transcript has 19 exons. Gene Ontology annotation, molecular function: protein binding. The coding region runs from base 54 to 2279 and encodes 741 amino acids. Gene Ontology annotation, biological process: protein localization to plasma membrane; phosphatidylinositol phosphate biosynthetic process. NCBI's taxonomy places the organism in Eukaryota, Metazoa, Chordata, Mammalia, Eulipotyphla, Talpidae. The record is from RefSeq and is a predicted model, not a curated record. Gene Ontology annotation, cellular component: plasma membrane.